ACUAUCAAACAAAAGUUCCGCGUUUAUUUACAUUCAUCACGUUUCACGCUUCAACUCAACUUAUUCCACUUAAACGUAAAUUAAUACAAAACCAAAACUUUUAAAAUAGUGUUCAACCGACAGCAGUAAACUAUCAGUAUGAAUUUUGCAAUCGAGUCCGUUUCCAAAUGUUCUGGUCGCUUGGGAAAGUUGAACAUAAAGAAUGCGUUCUCCAAUGUAACGCUUCCCACGCCGGCACUUGUUCUUCAUAGUAAGGGCGGCAGUGUUCCAUUUCUGUCCAAGGAGGUGCUCCAGUAUUUGACCUCAGACCCGCCUCCGAUGUUGCAUUCCCUGACCAACACCGAUCACAUGGAGGAAGCAAUCCGCGCUUGCGGCGAAGGAAUUUCCAGCUUCGUGGGUCAGAAGGAUUCGAUUUCUUUGCUGGUUCUGAAAGACCCGGCCGAACUGUGUAAGCCGAGUUUCCACGAGAAGGAUUUCGUGCCGAUUUUCAGCAGAAGUGGUCGGAAAAAUUUUACAUCCGAACGGUACAUGCAACUGGUGGAAGCCUUCAAGCCGGACGUUUUUGUGCCACUGUUCGAUGGUGACACGGAUCCGGAGAGUUCGAAGAAACGACUGCAGAAGUCAUUGGACCGGACGGAAAAGUUCGUGGAGCAAUGCAUAGAAGCACACCGGAAGUCGACCAACCUAAAGCAGUCCAGUUUGCUGGGACCCAUCGUAGGAGGGUACAACUUGAAGUUACGAAAAGAGUCGGUGAAAUUCUUGGAGCCAUUCAAGGACGAUCUAGGGGGAUACGUGAUAGCGGGUCUCCAUUCUAAUGGCUCAUCAGCCGGAGAUCUGAAGGAAAGCAAUCUCCUGGAAGUGGUUUCUCACGCGUGUCAACUUUUACCGGCCGAUAAAGCUCGAUUCAUGUUUGGAGCGUUUAGUCCUGGGAUCGUUCUGAAAUUGGUUUCCAAUGGAAUCGACGUGUUGGACACAAGUUAUGCUUAUUUGAAAACCCAGCAGAACCGGGCACUGACUUUCAGUUUCGAUGUCCACGAGAAAGACGUCGAAAGUCGAGAAACUGAACUGGACGUGAGGGAUCCCAAGUGGACGGAGGAUUUCAACGGGUUUAUCGAAUCAUGUAGUUGCCUAGCGUGCACCAAACAUACAAAAGCCUAUGCGCAUCAUUUGUACAACACACGGGAGAUGCUGGGACCCAUCAUACUUAUGAUACACAAUCUACAUCACUAUCUUGAGUUCUUCAAGGCGAUUCGGAAACAUGUCAAAGAGGAUACCUUGAGCUUGCUAAUAGAGCAUCUGCAAAAACAGAAGGACGCACCAUUGUUCGAGGAAACGAGCACAGAUAAGGCCAAAUCGGAUCUGAUGGACUCCGGUGAUAAUGUUACCAAGAAACUUAAGGUUUAAUAAAACAUUAUUAACUGUUA
Messenger RNA from Aedes albopictus (Asian tiger mosquito), 1424 nucleotides. Its product is annotated as queuine tRNA-ribosyltransferase accessory subunit 2. The transcript has 3 exons. The coding region runs from base 139 to 1404 and encodes 421 amino acids. Gene Ontology annotation, molecular function: tRNA-guanosine(34) queuine transglycosylase activity. Lineage: Eukaryota; Metazoa; Arthropoda; Insecta; Diptera; Culicidae. The record is from RefSeq and is a predicted model, not a curated record.